AUGGGACCAAGUGAGCAACCCGAGGUGGCAGCGGCCGAGAACGGGGAAGGUGACGACGCAGAGGCAAAGAGGGAGGUGCCCGACCCAGCACAGCCCUGGUAUGGACAAUAUGACUACCUGUAUUUUGCAGAUGAGAUGAAUAUAAAUAACAAAUUUUACACUUUUAUUGCCAUAAGAAAUGCCUUUUUCUGUCAACUUGGCAUUGGGAUUUUAGCCAACGCCCUCCUUCUUGUCUUCCACGUCCUCACGUUCCUUCUUGAGCACAGGCCCAAGGCCACUGACCUGACCAUCGGCCACUUGGCCCUAAUCCACCUAGUGAUGCUGCUGACCAUGGGAAUCAUGGCCACAGACAUUUUUGGGUCUGAGAAUUUUUGGGAUGACAUCGAGUGUAAGGCAGUUCUGUACUUGUACAGGUUGAUGCGGGGCCUCUCCAUCUGCACCACCUGCCUGCUGAGUGUCCUGCAGGCCAUCACCCUCAGCCCCAGGAGCUCCUGUCUGGCAAAGUUCAAACAUAAAUCCUCACAUCACAACCCAUGUGUCUUUCUCUUCCUGUGGGUUUUCAAUAUGUCCAUUAGUGGUCGCUUCAUAAUUUCCACUAUUUCUACCCCCAAUGUGACCUCAGACUAUCUAAUGCUUGUCACUGAAUCUUGCUCUUUUUGGCCACUAAGUUACUUGCUCAGGUAUGUAUUUUCCACCCUGGUGACCUUCCGGGAUAUUUCCUUUGUGGGGCUCAUGGCCCUCUCCAGUGGAUACAUGGUGGUUCUCCUGAACAGGCACAAAAGGCAGUUCCAGCAUCUCCGCAGCACCAUCCUUUCUCCAAAAGCAUCCCCAGGAAAAAGAGACACCCAGACCAUUCUGCUGCUCAUGAGUUUCUUUGUGGUCAUGUACUUUUUGGACUGUGUUGUCUCCUCCUACUCAGGAAUGUUGUGGAACAAUGAUCCAGUUCGCAUGUGUGUCCAGAUGCUUGUGGGCAAUGGCUACGCCGCCAUCAGUCCUUUGGUGCUCAUCAGUACUGAAAAACGAAUCAUUAAGUUCUUAACAUCCAUGUGGGGGAAGGAAACAUGGUCCUGGCUGUUACUGUGGCAGCAGGUCAUCCUUGUGGUGGCAGUAGCUAUUGCAGUGGCUGUGGUGGACCACCUGUGUGGAAUCUGUGUUUGUGGCCCUGCCCAGUCAUGGGACACUUACUUGCCUCCCAGUCAGGUGGUGGGAGAUGUGGGGGCUGCCAGUGGUGAUGGCUUCUGA
This is a messenger RNA of Cynocephalus volans (Philippine flying lemur), 1242 nucleotides long. Its product is annotated as vomeronasal type-1 receptor 90-like. The record is from RefSeq and is a predicted model, not a curated record. Gene Ontology annotation, biological process: G protein-coupled receptor signaling pathway. Gene Ontology annotation, cellular component: membrane. The coding region runs from base 1 to 1242 and encodes 413 amino acids. Gene Ontology annotation, molecular function: pheromone receptor activity. Lineage: Eukaryota; Metazoa; Chordata; Mammalia; Dermoptera; Cynocephalidae. The transcript has 4 exons.